GCAAAUUGCUUCUUUAGUAUAAGUGUAGACGUAUUCUAUGUAACAGUAAAGUCAGUUUACUUUAAUUUGCAAUAUUUUAUAUGUGAAAAUUAUAUAAAUUUAUUAUUAUAGUUCGUAACACGGUUUACAACGUUGGAUAAGUAGCGGAUGUCCGGAAUAGCUUUGCCCUCACAAAUGAUCGAUCAAAAUGAUAAGCAAUGCAUUUGUGAAAGACCUAAGGGAGUUAUCUUUUGCACAUCGUGCGGAAUGUUUGAUAAAGGAAGGAUUAGAACGUCGUGCGAAAUUCAUCCGAGGAUGAUUUAUUUGAUGGAUUGGGAUAACUUCUGCCCGAAUUGCAGAGGACAAAUGACACUCGUUGAAUACCAAUCGAAUAGAAGUGAAUCCAGUGUCAUCGAGACAAACAUAUAAAUUGUAUUAUUUUUUUCUUUUUUUAAACUAUAUCAUUCUAAUAUAAUUUAUCUAAAUAUUACAUGUCAGU
Messenger RNA from Centruroides sculpturatus (bark scorpion), 478 nucleotides. RefSeq lists its product as uncharacterized. Lineage: Eukaryota; Metazoa; Arthropoda; Arachnida; Scorpiones; Buthidae. The record is from RefSeq and is a predicted model, not a curated record. Bases 148 to 408 code for a protein of 86 amino acids. The transcript is spliced from 2 exons.